Batrachochytrium dendrobatidis JAM81 is the source of this 1578-nucleotide messenger RNA. RefSeq lists its product as uncharacterized. The record is from RefSeq and is a predicted model, not a curated record. The transcript has 5 exons. The coding region runs from base 1 to 1578 and encodes 525 amino acids. Lineage: Eukaryota; Fungi; Chytridiomycota; Chytridiomycetes; Rhizophydiales.
AUGUCAAAUUGUGUAACUAGACAGCCACUUCAAUUUCCAUUGAUAGUACCAAUAGAGUCCAACACUGUGACAGAACUCCAUAGUUCAGAUACCAAACUAGAUAAAUUAGCUCAAAAAAGGCUCGUUCGAGUGAUAUCGCAUCCAAAUCCAUCUAGCCUUUCGGUACCAAAUGUUUAUAAACCAACCCAGCUCAAUCUACAACGGCCGUAUCAUGGUAAGCCAUUUCAAAACAAUAGUCAGCAAGCAGAGUGUGUAUCUUUUUCACCAAGCCAUACAGACCCUCCACAUCGUCAUGUAUCUACAACGCGCCAAAUGCACUUGAAUUUUGCAGCCAAAUCAAAUACUCCUAGACAAGAUUCAAACCAACAUUUACACACUGUAUUACGCAUCAGCCCAAUUGAACAAACGUCAAUACCUCACACACUUGAGUCACGUAGGGUGUCAAGCCUUUUCACUCAUUUAAUUGAAUCCAUCCCACAAUCUGAGCGAGAAGAACUAAAGCGACGUGUUGGGAUUCCACUUAUCAUGAAAACGGACGAUCUCUACACCGAGUUGAAUACUUUAGAAAGCAUUUACCACGACUAUGCAACCGAAACUGAAUCAGUACGUAUUGAUCCUAAAGAAUCGGUGCUUCAGCAACGGAUAUUGAUGAUCAUUCAUCGUAUGCGAUUGAAUAUGGGACUGAAUUCGUCCAGUAGAUCUGGUAGUCGUCAACAUCAAGUACGGUCCAUAUCUACAUCACCAUGUCUAUCCACCGACCAGGAGUUUGAUGAAUUAGUGGAAACCAUCCGUGAGGCACUUGAACAAGAGCAACAGGAUUUAAUCGAUUCUUUGGAUCGUAUAUAUAUGCAAAUCGAUAUGGAACGAAGUGUACGAGAAACAACCAUGCAAAUGGGACUUUGUAAAAACAAAUCAAUGUUUGAACUCAAAAACAAUGUCGAUGCUGUCGAGGCAAAACAUCUUGAAUUGGAUACCCACCUUUCCGUAAUUCCAAUCAGUGAUACCAAGUUACCAAUCAAGUGGAUAAAGAAGCGAAAAGAUACCCAAUCAAACCCUCUCCAAGACAAUGAUCAACCUAUGUUUCGGUGCAAUAGUGACCAAAACUCAAGUUUCCAAUCCAAACCAGAUACAUCCAUUGAAGUGCUGGAUUUGUUGGACGAAAUGGAAAAAUUAGAAUCUGCAUUUGUAUUACCAACCCUACCGUAUGUGACACCUAUCACUACGGAUCCAACAAAACAGUUUCAAUCGUGUAAUCCAGCAUUGAAAUCCGUAUCAGAUGGUUCAUCGUCUUUGGUAUCUGACCUGACAAGUCAUCCAUCAAUUGGGUUGCAUCUUGGCGAGUCUUGUUCACAACAUCAAAAAUCGAUUUCAAAUAUCGAUCAACUAGCUAGUAAUCUCCCACUUGAGCAAAAACAGUUUGGAAACCAUUCACAGUUGUUAUCCACACAUGGAUCGCCUUUAAAGCCAGCCCCUCCACCCUUACCAAAACCUCCAGCUCACCCAAUGCAUCAUAUUAGUCCCUCAAGGCGAAAUAUGAUACGUCCACAAGCACCCACAUCUUUAACAAAAACACAUUAA